Molecule: messenger RNA, 1464 nt
Organism: Pipistrellus nathusii (Nathusius's pipistrelle)
Lineage: Eukaryota; Metazoa; Chordata; Mammalia; Chiroptera; Vespertilionidae
Source: the annotation of a GenBank genome assembly
AUGGCGUCUGCUGCUGAGGGGGACGUGGGGGCCGCGGCCGGGCUGACGAGGGUGCUGCAGUGGGCUUUCCAGGAGCUGAGCCUGAACUACUUGGCGACGUCCCUGGGCGCGUCAGAGCAGGCGCUGCGGCUCAUCAUCUCCAUCUUCCUGGGUUACCCCUUGGCUUUGUUUUAUCGGCAUUACCUUUUCUACAAGGACAGCUACCUCAUCCAUCUCUUCCACACCUUUACAGGCCUCUCCAUUGCUUAUUUUAACUUUGGAAACCAGAUGUACCACUCCCUGCUAUGUGUCAUCCUUCAGUUCCUCAUUCUGCGACUAAUGGGCCGCACUGUAACUGCUGUUCUCACUACCUUUUGUUUCCAGAUGGCCUACCUUCUUGCCGGAUAUUAUUGGACAGCCACUGGCAACUAUGAUAUCAAGUGGACAAUGCCUCAUUGUGUUCUGACCUUGAAACUGAUUGGUUUGGCUGUUGACUACUUUGAUGGAGGGAAAGAUAAGAAUUCCUUGUCCCCUGAGCAACAGAAAUAUGCCAUACGAGGUAUCCCUUCCCUGCUGGAAGUUGCUGGUUUCUCCUACUUCUAUGGAGCCUUCUUGGUAGGCCCCCAAUUCUCAAUGAACCACUACAUGAAGCUGGUGCACAGAAAGCUGACUGACAAGCCAGGGGAGAUACCAAGCAGCACCAUACCUGCUCUCAAGCGCCUGAGCCUGGGCCUCGUCUACCUGGUGGGCUACGUUUUCCUCAGUCCCCACAUCACAGAAACCUAUCUCCUCACCGAGGACUAUGAAAACCGCGUUUUCUGGUUCCGCUGCAUGUACAUGCUGGUCUGGGGCAAGUUUGUGCUGUACAAAUACGUCACCUGUUGGCUGGUCACAGAAGGAGUAUGCAUUUUGACGGGGCUGGGCUUCAAUGACUUUGAUGAAAAUGGAAAGGCAAAGUGGGAUGCCUGCGCUAACAUGAAGGUGUGGCUCUUUGAAACAACCCCCCGUUUCACCGGCACCAUCGCCUCUUUCAACAUCAACACCAAUGCCUGGGUGGCCCGUUAUUUCUUCAAACGACUCAAGUUCCUUGGAAAUAAAGAACUCUCCCAGGGUCUCUCAUUGCUAUUCUUGGCCCUCUGGCAUGGCCUGCACUCAGGAUACCUGAUCUGCUUCCAGAUGGAGUUCCUCAUUGUUAUCGUGGAAAGGCAGGCUGCCAGCCUAAUACGAGACAGCCCAACCCUGAGCAAACUGGCUUCCAUUACUGUCCUACAACCCAUCUUCUAUUUGGUGCAGCAGACCAUCCACUGGCUCUUCAUGGGUUACUCAAUGACUGCCUUCUGCCUCUUCACGUGGGACAAAUGGUUUAAGGUGUAUAAAUCUGUCUAUUUCCUUGGCCACGUCUUCUUCCUGAGCCUAUUAUUCAUACUGCCUUAUCUUCACAAAGCAAUAGUGCCAAGGAAAGAAAAGUUAAAGAGAAUGGAAUAA